Periophthalmus magnuspinnatus is the source of this 1360-nucleotide messenger RNA. It is a transcript of the gene mdh1ab, whose product is annotated as malate dehydrogenase 1Ab, NAD (soluble). The transcript has 9 exons. Gene Ontology annotation, biological process: tricarboxylic acid cycle; oxaloacetate metabolic process; malate metabolic process. The coding region runs from base 89 to 1084 and encodes 331 amino acids. Gene Ontology annotation, cellular component: mitochondrion; cytosol. Gene Ontology annotation, molecular function: L-malate dehydrogenase (NAD+) activity. The record is from RefSeq and is a predicted model, not a curated record. NCBI's taxonomy places the organism in Eukaryota, Metazoa, Chordata, Actinopteri, Gobiiformes, Gobiidae.
CAGCGCGAGUUCAACGCAAAUCUGCACUUCUGUUUGAACACUCCGACUGGCAGAAGGACAGAAAGGCUGAGACUGGGACACAUUGAACAUGGCCCUUAGAGUCUUGGUAACUGGUGCUGCAGGCCAGAUUGCAUAUUCCCUGUUGUACAGCAUUGCCAAGGGAGAUGUGUUUGGCAAAGAUCAGCCAAUUGCUUUACUCCUUCUGGACAUAACACCCAUGAUGCCAGUUCUUGAAGGAGUUGUCAUGGAGAUGCAGGACUGUGCUCUUCCUCUUCUGAAAGAAAUCACUGCGACUGACAAGGAAGAGGUGGCCUUCAAGGACUUGGAUGUAGCCAUCUUGGUUGGCUCCAUGCCUAGAAGAGAUGGCAUGGAAAGGAAAGACUUGCUCAAGGCUAAUGUGGCAAUUUUCAAGAGCCAAGGAGCUGCACUGGACAAGUAUGCCAAGAAGACAGUAAAGGUGCUGGUUGUGGGAAAUCCUGCCAACACAAACUGUCUCAUUGCAGCCAAGUCUGCACCCUCAAUCCCUAAACAGAACUUCUCCUGUCUCACCCGUUUGGACCACAACAGGGCUCGCUCUCAGGUGGCAAUGAAAUGUGGUGUUCCAGCCACUCAGGUGAAGAAUGUGAUUAUCUGGGGAAAUCAUUCUUCUACCCAAUACCCUGAUGUGCACCACUGUGUUGUCAACAUGUCUGGGAGUGAGGUGCCAUGUUUUGAUGCAGUUAAGGAUGAUGCUUGGCUCAAAGGAGAUUUUAUUACUACUGUGCAGCAGAGAGGUGCCGCUGUCAUCAAGGCCAGGAAGCUGUCCAGUGCCAUGUCUGCAGCGAAGGCCAUCUGUGACCACAUGAGGGAGCUGUGGUCAGGGACUCCUCAGGGUGAGUUUACAUCAGUGGGUAUUUACUCCACUGGAAAUUCUUAUGGCGUUCCAGACGAUCUUGUCUAUUCAUUCCCUGUCCAUAUUAAGGACAAGACUUGGAAUAUUGUUGAUGGCCUGGCUAUCAAUGAUUUUUCUCGGGCAAAGAUGGAGGCAACGGCAAAAGAACUGAUGGAAGAAAGAGAUACCGCUGUGGAGUUUCUGGGUGUAUGACUACAAUCUGCAAGUCCACCUGAAAAGUACUUAAACAGUAAAGCACCAGAUGCACGACUGUGAUGUACACUCCAAUACCUGCGUAACUUUUUAUGUGUUCACCACUGUGGGCAUUAUAGGUGGUAAUGUGUUUCAGGAUUAAUCUGGAUACACAUUACAUUUCAGAUUUGAUUUUAUCCUAAACGUUAAAUUAGUAUUUUCUGUUGUUACCAUUGUAAAAGCACCUUUCCAAACACUGUUACAAGUUGAAUAAAAAAACUCAAGUUGAGACAAGAC